UCUCCUUGGGGCAGGUGGGGGUCGAACCUUAAGUCAGAUUUCGGACUGCUACCCAUUACUCUUAUGUCUCGGUCUGAUCAGGAAUAGCUGGCAUUCACAUUUAUUUCCAAUCAAUCUUCAACUUCUUGUUACUCUAUUUAUACCCACUUCUUCCUGCUUCUUCAAUAGCACACCUCCUCACUCUGCUUGCUUCCUGCAAUGGCUUCCAAGGCUGUGUUGUUUGUGGUUGCUUCUUUUCUUCUACUUACUGAUGCUAAGGCUUCAUAUGAAGAGUUCUCGGAGAAGGACAUCUAUUCGAAAAAACUAGUCGCUCCAUCUCCUUCUCCUGUUCCGCCAGCCAAGACUCCCAGUCCUGCACCCUCAGUCAAGAAACCAACUCCUUCCCCACCAGUGGUCAAGCCACCGACACCAGCUCCUUACCCGCCAGUGGUGAAGCCACCCACUCCUACUCCACCUGUAGUUAAGCCACCAACUCCUAUACCCCCAGUGGUAAAGCCACCGAGUCCUUCUCCACCAGUUGUCAAGCCACCAACUCCUACACCGCCAGUGGUAAAGCCACCGACUCCUACCCCGCCAGUGGUGAAGCCCCCGACUCCUACCCCGCCAGUAGUGAAGCCCCCAACUCCUACCCCGCCAGUAGUGAAGCCCCCUACUCCUACCCCACCAGUAGUGAAGCCUCCAACUCCUUAUCCACCAGUGGUCAAGCCUCCAACUCCAGUGCCACCAGUGAAACCACCGACCGGAACACCAAUGCCUCCAGUGAGGACAAAAGCAGAUUGCAUACCGCUGUGUGCAGAGAGAUGCAAAUUACAUUCGAGGAAGAAUGUAUGUGCGAGAGCUUGUGUAACUUGUUGUGACAGAUGCAAGUGUGUGCCUCCAGGAACUUAUGGAAACAGAGAGAAAUGUGGCAAGUGCUACACCAACAUGACUACCAGAGGCAACAGGCCCAAGUGUCCCUGAAAAUUCAGUAUAUGUUAGCCUAGCCAAUAUUAAAAAUUAUGUGUUGUCAUCAAUGUUUUGAAGCAGGGGAAAAGAAAAAAAGCCAAAAGGAAAAUAAGUGUUUAAUCUCUGAUCUAUUCCUUAGAAGCAGGUUUUUAUAUUAAUAGAGCAAUCAGUGUUUUGUCUCUUGUUUUGUGGAGUGUGGCCAAAUCUGUGUUUAUCUUAGCUGUUUAUUGGGUUUUCUGAUGCUGAUUGGAGAUAUUAAUAUAAGUUGUUUUGGUAAUAUGUUAAUGCAAUUUCUCUUUGUUUUUCAA
Molecule: messenger RNA, 1253 nt
Organism: Manihot esculenta (cassava)
Lineage: Eukaryota; Viridiplantae; Streptophyta; Magnoliopsida; Malpighiales; Euphorbiaceae
Product: gibberellin-regulated protein 14
Exons: 4
Coding region: 199-960 (253 amino acids)
Source: RefSeq, a predicted model, not a curated record